This is a messenger RNA of Sphaerodactylus townsendi, 620 nucleotides long. It is a transcript of the gene HINT1, whose product is annotated as histidine triad nucleotide binding protein 1. Gene Ontology annotation, biological process: purine ribonucleotide catabolic process. The transcript is spliced from 3 exons. Gene Ontology annotation, molecular function: hydrolase activity. The record is from RefSeq and is a predicted model, not a curated record. Bases 12 to 458 code for a protein of 148 amino acids. Gene Ontology annotation, cellular component: cytoplasm; nucleus. Lineage: Eukaryota; Metazoa; Chordata; Lepidosauria; Squamata; Sphaerodactylidae.
AGAGAAGGUGGAUGUUGGUGGCGAUUGGAGAGGCGGACUGCAGAGGCCGCCGACGGGAGGGCUUCUCGGGAGGGGAGAUGGCCGACGAGAUAAGUAAAGCCCGGGCGGCCUGUCCGGGCGGAGACACCAUUUUCGGGAAAAUCAUCCGCAAAGAGAUCCCAGCCAAGAUCAUCUUCGAGGAUGAGCGGUGCCUCGCGUUCCAUGAUGUGUCUCCACAAGCUCCAACCCAUUUCCUAGUGGUUCCCAAAAAGCCUAUCACUCAGUUAUCUCAAACAGAAGAUUCUGAUGAAGCUCUUCUGGGUCAUUUAAUGAUUGUGGGUAAGAAAUGUGCUGCUGAAUUGGGCCUGAACAAGGGAUACCGAAUGGUGGUGAAUGAAGGGCCAGAUGGUGGACAGUCUGUCUACCAUUUACAUCUACAUGUUCUUGGUGGUCGUCAGAUGGGUUGGCCUCCCGGUUAAGAUCAGAUUGGAUAAAAGAAUUGUGUUCAAUCCAUCUCCUGAAUAUAGUCAACAAAUGUUUGAAAUAUCCAACCACUAUAAUUGAGUUCUUCUGUUUAACUUGUCUCGUGGAAUAUAGAACUUUGUGCAAACGUUCUUCAAUAAAGUCACAGGCAUAUUCUA